AUGAGUCGAGUUCCAUUUGCGCAACUGGUAAAGCUUAUAUAGAAAGAAGAAUCUGAAAGGCUAGUCACAAACAUUAUUGAAGAAUCUUUAUCUGACGCAACUUACCAAGAAGAUAGAGUAGAGUCUUGGUGCAGCAACAUUCCCCAAGCCAUUAUCAGGAAUCUUCAUGAGUUUAACAAAGGUUUUAAGUUUUGCGCUACAUGUGUGAUUACGAGGAAAAACUCAAGCUCGCUCCAUAUAAAUUCAACCUGCUUAUGGAAUCCUUCACUCGAUGGAUUUAUCGUUGUUAAAUGGGAAAAUGCAACAAUGCAUUGCAUAAUUAACGUAUUCGCAAUUGCUCUUUAUCAUAAGUUUCUAAUUAAGAUAGCCCUAAUUUCAUUCAAUAAUUAUGAAUUAUAG
Molecule: messenger RNA, 399 nt
Organism: Blepharisma stoltei
Lineage: Eukaryota; Ciliophora; Heterotrichea; Heterotrichida; Blepharismidae
Source: the annotation of a GenBank genome assembly